This is a messenger RNA of Megalops cyprinoides (Indo-Pacific tarpon), 993 nucleotides long. Its product is annotated as trace amine-associated receptor 4-like. The transcript has a single exon. The record is from RefSeq and is a predicted model, not a curated record. Gene Ontology annotation, molecular function: trace-amine receptor activity. The coding region runs from base 58 to 993 and encodes 311 amino acids. Lineage: Eukaryota; Metazoa; Chordata; Actinopteri; Elopiformes; Megalopidae. Gene Ontology annotation, biological process: G protein-coupled receptor signaling pathway. Gene Ontology annotation, cellular component: membrane.
CCGCACUUGGCAGGAUCCUGCCUGCGAAGCAGAAGACUGACCCUUAUCAGGGCGGCCAUGUACAUGUUCAUGGUGGCCACCAUUCUGAUGACCAUCUGCGGGAACCUCCUGGUCAUCAUCUCCAUCUCUCACUUCAGGCAGCUCCAGUCCCCGACAAACCUCCUCGUCCUCUCGUUGGCGUGCGUCGACUGCCUCUUGGGCACCUUCGUCAUGCCUUACAGUAUGGUCAGGUCGGUGGAAAGCUGCUGGUAUUACGGAGAGACUGUAUGCAAGAUACACUCCGGGUUUGACAUGACGAUGUCCAUCGCGUCGAUUUUACACCUGUGUCUAAUUUCGGUCGACAGGUAUUUGGCUAUCUGUGAGCCACUGCUGUACAGAAGCAGAGUGACCAUGGAGAAGGUGUCAGGUCUUAUCGGCAUCACCUGGCUGUUUUCCUUUGGAUUUAGCUUUGGGGUGGUGCUGUCAAGGGUAAAUCUAGUUGGCAUUGAGGAGAUGCUCAUGAUGCACUCCUGUGUAGGCACUUGUGUGCUAAUUUUCAACAAAAAGUGGGGGGUGGUGGCUGCUUUUGUGGCUUUCUUCAUCCCCGGAACAGUGAUGGCGUCCCUCUACAUGAAGAUUUUCCAUGUUGCUAGGAGGCAUGUCAGAGUGAUCCACGGCAGCAAGGCGAGGCCAGGAGCUCUACACGAUAAGAACAAUAACUCUGAACACAAAGAGAAAAAGGCAGCAAAGACCCUGGGCAUUGUGAUGGGGGUUUUUAUGUUAUGCUGGUUACCUUUCUUCAUCAUGCUUGUUACCGAUCCUUUCCUCAAUUUUUCCACCCCGUCGAACGUGGCUGAUGCUCUUGUGUGGUUUGGAUACUUUAAUUCUACUUGUAACCCUCUCAUUUAUGGAUUUUUCUACCCCUGGUUUCGAAAGGUGUUUAAAAUUAUUAUAUCAGGACAAAUUUUUGACUCUGGUUCUUCGUUAUUAAACGUUUAUGCAGAGAACAAUUAA